UUAGCAUCCCGUUAUUACUUUGUCCCUUGCCUGUGCUACAUAUAGUUCAUAACCAGCAAUAUGAUAUGAUUUUCAGUGUUUCUUAAUUCUUUCUCUCCUCCUCAGAAGCCUUGUUUUCUUUAUUUGAAUUUCUCCUUUUUGGGGUACAAGAAAAGGGUAAGAGUUGAGAGAUAAAGGGAUCGUUCAUAUUCAUUUAGUAUACCAACAUGGCUGUGGCUGAUGCAUUUGAUGAAGAGUGUGAUUACUUGUUCAAGGCUGUUCUGAUUGGGGACUCUGGAGUUGGGAAAUCAAAUCUGAUUUCAAGGUUUGCAAAAGAUGAAUUCAGGUUAGAUUCCAAGCCAACCAUAGGUGUGGAAUUUGCUUACAGGAACAUUAAGGUCAGGGACAAGCUUAUCAAAGCACAAAUAUGGGACACUGCAGGCCAAGAGAGGUUUAGAGCUAUCACAAGCUCAUACUACAGAGGAGCGUUGGGGGCAAUGCUAGUCUAUGACAUAACCAGGAGAGCAACUUUUGUGAAUGUAAGAAAAUGGUUACAUGAAUUAAGAGAGUUUGGAGAAGACAUGGUGGUUAUUUUGGUUGGAAACAAAUCUGAUUUGGGUCAAUCAAGGGAAGUUGAGAAAGAAGAAGGAAAAGGGUUUGCACAAACAGAAGGGUUAUGUUUCAUGGAAACCUCUGCUUUGCAAAAUAUGAAUGUUGAUGAAGCAUUCUUAGAAAUGAUCACUAAGAUCCAUGACAUCAUAAGCCAGAAAAGUUUGGAAACCAAAAUUAAUGGGACAACAUUAAAUCUUCCUAGUGGGAAGGAGAUACAUGUAGCCGAUGAAGUCACUGCUACUAAACAAGCUAAUUGUUGUUCAUCAUGAUAU
Abrus precatorius (Indian licorice) is the source of this 863-nucleotide messenger RNA. Its product is annotated as ras-related protein RABA6b-like. The transcript has 3 exons. NCBI's taxonomy places the organism in Eukaryota, Viridiplantae, Streptophyta, Magnoliopsida, Fabales, Fabaceae. Gene Ontology annotation, molecular function: GTP binding; GTPase activity. Gene Ontology annotation, cellular component: endosome. The coding region runs from base 207 to 860 and encodes 217 amino acids. The record is from RefSeq and is a predicted model, not a curated record.